GAACCUACCUGUAAUCCAAUAACACCAGAAGCAUUGAACAUGGCAUCUCCAAGCGUACAAUGCCCGGAUGGUCAGGGAGGGACUGCCGUACCGGGGAAGCAUCGAUUUCACUUUUGACCUUGAGAUGCCGCUGCAGUUUCAUUCUAAGGAAGCACCCCUACCCUGCCGUGAAACCCUCGACGAGUUCGCACCCAUCAACGCACACUUCUCGACCCAGAUCCACGUCUUUUUCACCGCCGUCCACGAAUUCGAGCAGCUCAGCACGAGCGCGCCCGGCCAGGGAGACGACUACAUCCGCGCCGAGGGGCUCACUGCCACCAUCCGCGUCGGCAAGCAGUCGUUCGACCGCUACAAGUCGUGCGAGCGCCGCUAUUACCAUCACCGUCUCUUGACACUCUCCGGCGGUCUGGUGGACUCGCUGCUGGAGCUGCUUUGUGUAACCGGCCUCCGCCUUUUUCACAGACGAAACGGCAGCGACCAUCCCGCAUCAAACGUCCGGCCUGUUUCGCCCCGCGUAUUUUUGCGGCUUGCCACCCGCCCCCCUAACCUGCGCAGGAUCGAGCUGCCUUGGCUGCUAACCGAGCACAUGCCCGUCCGCUGGGAGCAGCGCGAGCUACGCCAUUACACGCGCCCCUGGGCCGGGCCCUGGCGCGACGUCCGCCGCGAGUUUCGCGCCGCCGUUGACGACCUGCACACCCGGUUGCCCGAAAGCGUCGUCGGCAUGCGCUUGUGGUGCUGGCGGCCCGACAUCUACUCUUGCGAUGACCAAACCCGCCAGCUUCCCAAUCUAACGGGCGACGACGGCGAGGAGGAUCCGGUCUCCGCCGCCCUGCGCACUCUGGCCGCGCGGCUCGAGGAACUGGACGCGCGCGCCACCCUGACCCCCGACCUGUUCCGCCAGCCCGUGGCCCCCGACGGGACGUGGUACUUUGCCGGCCCGCGCGGGGAGGACCCGCUCGGCGCCGAGGGCGGGUUCGCCGUCGGAGAGCAGCACUACCCCCCGGCGGUCGCGAGUGCCGAGGACGACGAGAUUGGCGACCCGUGGCCCAAGGUCGAGGGGUGCCUGGAGGACGAGCGCGCUUGGGACCAGUUCCGUACCGUGCCCAAGCGGGACAAGAUCAAGCCGCUUCUCUUGGCCUUUGCGGCGGCACUGCAGGGGAUGCCGGCGCUGGAAGAGGCCGAGCUGUUUGCGCGUUUGUGCUGGCGGCCGUCCGAGAAACGACUUGAUGAAUACCAGGGCGCAAGCGGCGAGGGGGUGCCAUAUGACGAAGAAGUCCUCCACUUCAGGUGGCAGGUCAAGUACGUCCUAGGAGCUCAUGGGGAAAAGGGGCUUUUAACGUGGCAGGUCGGGGAUUGGAGGCCGCACGAGAGGGUUAGCCAAGCCUUUGAAGCUGUGGGCGGAAAAGAUGGUAUCCGGUUGAAUGGAAGUCUUUUGAGUUACAGAGGUCCGAGAGAGGGAUAG
This is a messenger RNA of Gaeumannomyces tritici R3-111a-1, 1462 nucleotides long. RefSeq lists its product as hypothetical. The record is from RefSeq and is a predicted model, not a curated record. The transcript is spliced from 2 exons. Lineage: Eukaryota; Fungi; Ascomycota; Sordariomycetes; Magnaporthales; Magnaporthaceae. The coding region runs from base 68 to 1462 and encodes 464 amino acids.